GCCUCGCCUCGCCUCAGGAGCUCCCGCCGACGCCCGCUCUCAGGUACUUGUGCUCUCCGCCCUGCGCUGGCCGCGCAGCCGCUGCCCGCCGGCCAUGGCCGGCGCUCCCGAGGGCCCCUCACCGGGAGGGCUAGGCCUCAGGUGAUGCGGGGCCGAGCCACCGGCUCUGGAGCUCGGGUCUUGGCGCUAAACCGCAUCAUUCCCACUGACUCCCGGGGGGUAGAAAGGUGCCAAUCUUCCUCUCCCUUUCCUGCCUCUCCAAGGCUAAGGGGGGGAAAGGCAAGCGGUGGGCAAAGUAUCGAGGUGCUAUUCUGUCUCCUCCUUGUCCGCCGCCAGCACUGAUGUGCCGUCUGAUGAUUAAAAAUUUAUCAGGCAGACAUCUCAGCCAGGGAGGACAAAGCCCAGUAGGCCCCCCAGCCCCACGUCCUGGAUGGUCAAUGAGGUAGGGACCACUGACAAGGCUGUGUGGCGGCUUUCCGGCACGGCUGCAGGCUGAGAACCUCUGCAGUGUUUCUUCUCGUGGCUUUGCUCCCCAGUAAGCCUGUCGAUGACAAAACCCUGGCUUUUUGCAGCACCUAGGCUUGCUUAUGUCUGUCAGCUGGAAAGCUGCCCCCCGAGCAAAAACACCUGUGUUCCACAGGCCCUCAUGUUGCCGAUUUUUUGUUUUACAGGCACUAGCCACGUUACACGUGUGAUGCUGCUUGGCGAAGAUACAAUUGCAGAAAAUGUCACCUCAAGAGCUUGCUGCACUGCUCUGCAAAGAAGGGGACCACCAUCUCGCCCAGCAGGAGUUACCAAUAGCCACUGCUUUCUACACAGCUGCCUUCAGCUGCAGUGCCCCCACAGCAGUACAGAAAGUGAACUCCUUAGAUAGAGGGCUCUGGGAGAAAGUGAUAGCCACUCUGGAGAUGUGGUGCAAAGGCAAGAAUCAGAUUCCCAAGAUUCAGAGCAAGAACUUGGCCGUUGUUUCCCUCAGUGUAGGAAUAGCUGCCAUGUUUCUCUCCAGCUUAAGUCCCGACAAUGUGGUGUCCACAGUAUAUAAACUGGAGACCCUGCUCAGGCAAGGAUGCUCAGAGGAGGUGGUGAGUAAAUGCAAUACCCUGCUCAAGGCUAACCCUAAGUAUUCAAUGGAACUGCUGCUGCUGAGGGCAUUAGCAUGGCUGCUAUCAGGGACACAAGUUCAGAAGGGAGUUGCGGACUAUAUCCAAGCCUUUGUGAUGCAUCGGGCUGAGGCAGUGGCCUAUGUGUGUACUAGGCAGAGGGAACACCUGCCACGGGUCAUCCAGGCCUUCUCUAAUUAUGUCUCAACAUACCAGAAAGAAAGCCCCGACUGCAGUUCCUUGGACCAGUGGCUGGGCAACUGCUAUGACUUCCUGUCUGCAGUGGCACCGGAUGAUAUCUGGGUUUGCAGGGCUCAGGCAGCUUACCUCUUUAAGAAAAGCAAAUUUGAGGAGUGUGUGGCAGUUUGUAGCAAGGCCCUCAAGGGCUUCUCAGCUGAUAAUCUCAGAGAUGAGAAAGCUUUGGGUCUGCUCUUGGAACGGGCUGCUGCAUAUUUCUUCUUGGGUGGACGGAUGCAGGAAAUGAUUCAGGAUUUAGCGGAAGCCUUUGCAGCAACCCCUGCCCAGGCAAUGAAACACUUUGAAGAGCUUUUCUCACCACAUGACACUGAGAGGAUAGAAGAACAGGCUAGAACUGUCCUGGAGGUGAAGUUUGCAGCAUACAGGGAGGCUGUGCGUGCUCGGACUGAACUCAGAGGCAAUCAUGGUACUGAACUGCUCCCUUCUGUCAUCCAGACAGUCCAGUUCCUCCUUCAGAUCUCCCCAGGGUCCAAACGUGAGCUCAGUGUUCGGCUAGCAGACUGCUAUCUCCUGCGUGGGUGCAUCAGAACUGCCCUGGACAUCUGUGACCACCUCUUGGCAGCAGAGCAGAAAACUUACUACAAUACUCUCUUAGCAUUGCGAGGAUUCUGCUCCCUCCACGCUCAUGACCAUCAGCAAGCUCUGCAGGACUUUCAAAAGGUCAUUGAGCAUGAUUCCCCACAUCCUAACAGCUGUAUUAAAGCCUUAUGCGGGCGUGGACUUAUCCGGAUUUCUGGUGGCAGCCAUUACUUGACAGCCCUGGAUUAUAUCACAGCUUGCCAGUUAAAGCUGGAAGAAACCAUCUUUACAAUCAAGUCCUAUGUGCCAUGGAACCAAAGAGGCCUGCUGCUAAAAGUUCUCCAAGAAGAAGGACAGAAGAUGCUCCAGAAGAAGAGGUACCCAGGAGGCAGUUCAGCCUGUGGGCAGAAAAAGAAACAGAGCUGUGCAGAUUCCUAACAGAAAGAGCGCGAUGCCCCUGGGGUUUACCAGCUGGCUUCCCUCUUGGUGGAGCUGGACGCUUCCGAUGAAGCAUCAUGGAUCCUUUGUGCUGAUGCCCUGUACCAGAUGGGCUGUGUAGAAGAAGCUCACAGGCUCCUCUUGCUAGCACUCUCCAGAAAUCCACAAAGGUCUCCCAUCCUGGUUAGACUCGCGCUUCUGCAAUUGAAGAAAGGUUUCAUGUAUGAUGGCAACCAGCUGCUAAAGAAAGUGAUCAGAAUUGGAGAUACCUCCUGCCUCCUGCCAAUCAUGGACAUUUUCAAAGAUGAAGACCGGAAGCUGAUGCAAACUCACUGCCAUUUCAGAGCAGUGACCAUCCUGAAGAACAAACAGGAGGAUGCUGACAUCAAAGAGGCCAUUGCCUACCUUUCCUUUGCCAUCAUUGCUUCAGGUGGUUAUGCUGAAGAUUGCCUUCUCAUCAGGGCUCGAUGUUAUGGCCGCCUUGGUCAGAAGAAAACUGCUAUUUUUGAUUUUAAUGCCAUCCUAAAGGAGGAGCCUAGGAACGUGCAAGCUCUGAGUGGACGAGGAUUCAUUUACCUUGCUCUGAAGCAGCAUAAGGAGGCAGUGCAAGAUUUGAUCUUGGCGCUGAAGGUGGAGGCAGGAGUAGUGAUCCCAGCAAUCCUGUCUUUAAAGCUUGAAGCCCAAGAGUUGAUCACUCAAUUGCUCCUUCAGCAUGGCAGGACUAUGUUAACUGAGCUCGUUGCUACUAAAGACAUUUCAAAAGAAGAAGCCCUCAGGGAUCUUCUCAUGAUUGCAAAAGCACUAAUUAAAAUUUGCAAGGAUGCACCACAGUAUCACAUCUUCUACACAGAUGUUUUGAUUGCAAAUGGAAGGUAUGAAGAGGCCCUUGCUCACCUUCAGGAGGCAUUUGGCCACUCCCUUGCUGAUGACUUUGCUAGUGCAAGACUAGCUGUGCUGCAGCUGAAGAAGAGGAACACGGCAGUGGCAGCUCACUCAUUCAGCAUCCUAGCUGAGAGAGAUGAAAGGGAGUUGGCGUUUCUCCUGAACUUCAUAGACGCUAAGCAACAGCAGCAUCUCUCUCAGGUACAGUCCUUUUUUGAUGCCACAUCUGUGGAUUCAGUGGGGAAAGAAAUGGGAAGCAAAAGAUAUCCAGAGCUGACUUGUACAGAAAUGGUCUCAAAAGCUAUAUGGUCAGUGUCAGAAUUAGACCCUCAGCCCAAGGUAGAAGUUGCCAUUCCACAUGCUGUCAUGGCAUAUGGACCCCAAAUAGGGUCUCCAGAAGAUGAUGUGCAAGUAGCAGCCCAGGAAGGAAAUGUGCUGAUUAAAGAAUAUUGCUACGAGAAGGCUCUUGGUUAUUAUACCCUGGCUGUCUUGACAAGCAAAGAUAAUCCAAGGUAUCUCCGACAGAGGGCUGCUUGCCUUAUGCACCUGGAAAAAUAUGACAAAGCUUUAAAAGAUAUGGAGAAAGUGAUCCAGAAGCAUGGCCGUAACAGUCUUAAAACACGUGUUGAGGACCACUGCUCAAAAGGAUACCUGCUAUUGUCAGUGGCUGAGGAAGAAGCAGCAGUUAAGCAGUAUAUUGAAGCACUGCAGUUAGAUGAAUCUAUGGCAUUGUGCAGCAUCAUGAAUGGCCCUGGCAGUGAAUUUUUAACCAAAACAUUUCAUAAGAUUGCACAAUAUAAUUUUGAAAUGCAGCAUUAUGAAGAGGCCUGGAAAAUCACAGACUAUGGUCUUAAAAUUGAUAAAAAUACUGAACUUAAAAAGCUGAAAACAAGACUUAAGCGAGAGGCAUCAAGCUGUAGCAUACAUUAAGUUAUCUGAUUUGGGAUUUUCCAGUGUCUGAUUGCUUUCUAGUUUGUGAGGCUGCAAGAAUAAGGGAAACAUGAGAAGCUCAUAAUAAAUAUGCAAUGGACGUGGCACUGAACAUGAUACAGCAAGAUUAGAAGUAGAAAGUUUCAGGUAGUGAAACAAAACUGACCAAGAAAGCUAUGAGAAAAAGGCAAAUGUCAGUAUUCAGUAUUCUUUUAAAUUAUUGUGGAUGUAUAUAAACUCCCCCUUGUGAAGAAAGUGUUUUGUCUGGCUGAACUGAACUAAUUCUAACACACGGGUUCCAAUCAUAGUGAAGGAAAACAUUCAAAUAGCUUGCAGUUUAUGAAUAAUAACCAUGUAUUUCUUUGCUAUUUAUUUGAUUAGCUUUAACACGUACUGUUAAUUAAGUAGCCUUAUUUUUAUGGGCCAGUCAAAAAGAUCCAUCAAAAGUAACAUUUGUAAUGUGUUUGUGAAGGACCAUAUGUGUUACACCGCUCAGAUGACCCACUCCUGAAUGGAAGGAACCGCCCUUGUCAUAACCUAGUGGAUUUGCAAUGAUCAGCACCGAUAUAGGAGAGUGGAGCGGUACAAAUGCCAAGUAAACUGUUUUUCUGUCCCAGGAAACAUAGAUAAUAGGAAGGAUGAGACUCAACAGAAAUGAAACAUCCAAUUUAGUGACUAAUACCCUGUUAUCUGGGGGACACAGGCAGCUAUACUCCAGACUUCACCUUGGACUUCCACAUCGCUGUGUCUCAGUUUGCCAGUGCAGAUAAGGGAGAUAAUCUCUCAGUAGGGGUGUCUGCAAGAGCCUGCUCAAUAUCAUCUUUCACGCUCCUGGAUAUUCGUGCACAAAAGACAGCAUUGGAGCAUGAACUAAUCAAGAAGCGAUCAAUGUACAAGUAGGAGGUCAGGGUUGGAGGCAAUGGCCAAGAUGGUAAUAUGAUUGCUCUGCAGUGAUUCAGCACUCAUUCUUCAUCAUCCGUGCUGGACAGCAUGGGAAUCAACAUCUCACAUGCUCUGAAGGGUUUUGCCUGCUGUCACGUAUAUAGCUUCACCACCUAUAAGGACAGCUAGACUUAGGGGCCAGCACAGAGACAGUGCUGAUAUACCCAAUUUGUGCAUGGUUUGGUGUUUAAUCUGCGCAAUGGGAGUCUACAGCUUAAUUUGGAAGCAGUAUGCCUAUGCUGUGCAAAAAGGAAACAAUGAGGUGGGGCCCAAUACAACAGAGUCGUGUAUUUGUUUUGACUGCUCCAAGUGAGUUCUCCCAGUGUUUCUGGAGUGUGAUAAUACAACCAUGAAGAAAAAUAGAAACUACUAUUGAACACAAAGAUUAAAGCAAUACUGAGAACUGCCCUCCUCCUUUGAUUAGGAUGAAAGGGAAAGGGAACAUUUUCUUUUUUGUUACAUUGUUUUCUGAAAGGCAACAUUCCAGAGUGAAACUUCAUUCAGCAGCCAUGCAAUCAACCCAAUAGGCAAUGAUACCAUCUGUACCCUUGCAUCUUUUUUUCUUCUCUGCAUGCUCCUUCUUUUCUUCCCUAAGAGCACAGGUAAGACUGGGCUUCUUUCCUUUCAAAUUCAAGAAAAGUUACUCUGAUUUUAUUCCUAGAGACACUGAUGAGUACUUUUUGCUCCUAAUUGGCAUCAGGAAACAGGAUAGUUUCUCUCCAAGCAUGAAAUUAUAUCCUUAAACAACUGUUGGCUACAUUUGCAAGCUGAAAGAAAUAACUUUGCUCAUUUUUCUUCAAACAGUAAUCAACUGAUAGGAAUUUCUCUGUGUCUCAUGCUGAAAUUUUUGAGAAGCAGUUAUUUAGGGCUUCGGAUUUUUUUUUUUUCCUUGAUUUUUGGUUUGGGUUUUUGACUGGAAUAAUAAAUCUCUCUACAGCUUCACAUUGCUAUUUUCUCAGCAUUGCCUCUUUUAGUUGCAGGUUUAGUUCAGUGUCAGUCAGCCAAUAGUUUCUCUCUUUAGCAGUUUGAUCCUUGUAUAGCUUUUAGAAUAGAAUAGUUCAAGUUGGAAGGGACCUACAAUGAUCAUCUAACUGGCUCACCACUUCAGGACUGGCCAAAAGUUAAAGCAUAUUAUUAAGGGCAUUGCCCAAUUGCCUCUUAAACACUGACAGACAUGGGGCAUCGACCACCUCUAGGAAGCCUGUUCCAGUGUUUGACCACCGUUUUGGUAAAGAAACUUUCCUAAUAUCUAGUCUAAGAUAUCUAUGUCUAUACAACGUACUCUCAUUAGAUAAACAAUUGAGACAAUGUAUAGUCUCCUUUGCCACAAUGAAUAUUGCUGAAGAUGUUAU
Messenger RNA from Harpia harpyja (harpy eagle), 6421 nucleotides. It is a transcript of the gene TTC34, whose product is annotated as tetratricopeptide repeat domain 34. The transcript has 9 exons. The record is from RefSeq and is a predicted model, not a curated record. Lineage: Eukaryota; Metazoa; Chordata; Aves; Accipitriformes; Accipitridae. Gene Ontology annotation, molecular function: protein binding.